AUGCUAUCAACAGAAUCUAUCUUACUAAUAGCGACCUACUUAUUGGUAGGAGGUAGAUUAUCGUUCGUUAUAUUCGGUCUUACAAUCCAUUUACUCACAAGAGACUAUUUAUCCAAACAAAAUGCCGAAAAGACUUCUCAGUCCAAAGCCAAAUCAACCAAACCAUCACCAAUCUACGCAGUAGAUUUUACUUCAACUUCAUUUGCACCCAGCGUCACCACCAAUAUCCCAGAAGCUCCAAAAACCAUUAAGAAAGCAAGAAGAGGUAAAAGAGUUCCCAAAGUUUUUAAAGCCGUUAAGCCAACUCCUGUUACUCAACCUACUUUAACUGAAAAUGCCGUCAAAUUAACUGAUUCUCAAAUUUAUAUCUUCUAUACCACAUUAACUGGAUCUUCUCAAAGAGUUGCCAAAUCAUUGUUCGAUACUUUGAAUGACAUGGAUUCAAUCAAGAAUGAACCCAAACUACUCAGUCUUGAUGACGAUUUAUCAAACUUAGAAGAAUAUUUCUUGAAAACUCCAGGUGGUGAAGAAUCAAAGAACAUUUACCUUAUGGUUCUUCCAUCUUAUGAUACUGAUUCACCAAUUGAUUAUUUCAUCGAACAUUUGACUGAUACCUACCAAGAUUUCCGUGUUGAUAAAUACCCAUUGAGGAAAUUACUUGGUUUUGCAGUUUUAGGUCUUGGUGAUAGUGAAAGUUGGAAUGAUAAAUUUUGUUACCAAUCCAAGAUCAUCGAUAAAUGGUUAGGUAAAUUAGGUGGUAGAAGGAUUUUCCCUCGUGGUGAAGUUUGUAUGAAAUAUGAAGGUGAACCAAAAGCUCAACAAUGGAUUCAAAAUUUUGCUACAUUAUUGAACGACGAUGAACCAUUUUUCCUCGAUGAUGAAAUCGAUGAUAGUGAUAAGGAAGAAGUUGAUUCUGAAGAUUCAGAUGAAACUUUGUUAGAUGUUGAAGAUAUGGGAGACAUCAUAAGGAAAGAAGGUAUCAUUACUGCUAGUUCUCCUGAUAUCAAAGAAAUGGUAGCUGAAAAUUCUCCAACUUACAAAUCUUUAACCAAACAGGGAUACACCAUUGUAGGAUCUCAUUCAGGAGUGAAGAUAUGUAGAUGGACCAAGAGUGCGUUAAGAGGAAGAGGUUCAUGUUAUAAAUUUGCAUUUUAUGGUAUUAAAUCACAUUUAUGUAUGGAAACAACUCCAUCAUUAGCAUGUUCAAAUAAAUGUGUGUUCUGUUGGAGACACGGUACUAAUCCGGUUGCUAAACUGAAUUGGAGAUGGGUUUUGGAUCCACCCGAAAAAGUCUUAGAAGGAGCUUUAGCUGGUCAUUAUAAAAAGAUUAAACAAAUGAGAGGUGUUCCAGGUAUUCAAAUGGAUAGAUUUGAGGAAGCUUUCAGAGUCAGACAUUGUGCAUUAUCAUUAGUCGGAGAACCAAUCUUUUACCCUCAUAUCAAUGAAUUUGUUGAAAUGUUACAUGAACAAGAAAUCAGUUCAUUCUUGGUUUGUAAUGCUCAACAUCCUGAUAACUUAGCUAAAUUAUCUAAGAUCACUCAAUUGUAUGUUUCUAUCGAUGCUCCUAACAGAACAGACUUAAGAAAAAUCGAUAGACCAUUAAAUUCUGAUUUCUGGGAAAGAAUGAUGUCAUGUUUAGAUAUUUUGAGAACAGUUCAAUCCCAUCAAAGAACAGUUUUCAGACUUACUUUAGUUAAAGGAUUCAAUAUGGAUGAAGUCAAGGGAUACGCCGAUAUGGUAGAAAGAGCCCAACCUUCACAAAUUGAAGUCAAAGGUGCCACAUUUUGUGGAUCUUCUAAUGCCAAUGGUAAUCCAUUAACCAUGCAAAAUAUUCCAUUUUAUGAAGAAUGUAAAAUUUUCGUUGAAAGCUUGACUGCUGAAUUGAAAUCGAGAGGUCUCAAAUAUAAUAUAGCUGCUGAACAUGCUCAUAGUUGUUGUAUUUUGAUUGCUCACGAUAAAUUCAAAAUUAAUGGUAAAUGGCAUACCCAUAUUGACUAUCCAAAAUUCUUUGAAUUGAUAAGAAGUGGGAAGGAAUUUACUGAUUUGGAUUAUGUCAAAGAGACCCCUGAAUGGGCCGUUUGGGGAGCCAAAGAAGGAGGAUUUAACCCUGUUGAUACCAGAUUUGAUAGAAAAGCUGAAAAAUUGAAACGUAAAUUAGAACGUGAAGAAGCAGCUGCCAAAUUGGCUGAGGAGGAAGGUGCCGUUGAAGUUGAAAAAUAA
Molecule: messenger RNA, 2220 nt
Organism: Yamadazyma jaroonii
Lineage: Eukaryota; Fungi; Ascomycota; Pichiomycetes; Serinales; Debaryomycetaceae
Source: the annotation of a GenBank genome assembly